Penicillium roqueforti is the source of this 2118-nucleotide messenger RNA. RefSeq lists its product as uncharacterized. NCBI's taxonomy places the organism in Eukaryota, Fungi, Ascomycota, Eurotiomycetes, Eurotiales, Aspergillaceae. The transcript has 2 exons. Bases 1 to 2118 code for a protein of 705 amino acids. The record is from RefSeq and is a predicted model, not a curated record.
AUGCCCCGCCGAACACCACCCCGCGACUACGACGAAGAAGAUGACUUCUAUGAAGUUGAACGAGAGCGAGACCGCCGGCCGCGCCGACGAGAUCGCGACUAUGAAGAUGUGGAAUUUCGUCGUCGAAGGUCCGAGCCGCUAGCUGAGGAUAUGGAGCGUAUGCACAUCCGAGAACGUCCCAGGCGAGACUUCAUGGACGAAAGCUUUGCACCGCCGCGAGCACGGGAUGAUGUGGUUCGCACGCGGACAAAGGAGGAGGUCGAUAUUGUCUCAUCUGACCGCGACGAUGUCUCCACGCGGCCAUCUGGGCCCCGUCGUAGACCUCAUUUCCGUGAUGAAGACGACGAGGAUCUUGUUUUUGAGGAACGAGAGACACGCCGGGGCAGUCGACGUCAUCCACGCGAAGUUGACAAGGAUUUUAUUUUUGAGGAGAGAGAAAGGCGGCCAGAGAGGAGGCAUCGUCCCGGGCGAGAGCGAGAAGUUGAAGAUGAUCUUGUCAUUGAGGAGAGAGAAAGGGAAAGAGGUGGUGGUAGGAGGCGUCGUUCAGAGCCGAUAUUCGAAGAGGAUGAGGAAAUCAUCUCCGAACGGCCAAGACGCCGAGGGAGCAGGCACCGUUCCCGGGAAUCUGAAGAGGAUGAUCUGAUCAUUGAAGACAGAGAAAUACGCAGGGGGAGUCGGCGUCAUCCAGAACGAAUGUCCGAGGACGAUCUUCUCGUUGAGGAGAAAGAAGUGCGCCACCACAGGCGACGUCCAGAAAGCGGAUUCGAAGAGGAUCUGUCAGUUGAGGAGCGGGGGAAACAUAGAGGAAGAAGACGUCGCCCCGAGCGCGAAUUUGAGGAAGAGGAAGUGUUCAUCCGACGGAAAGAAAGGGAAGAGCCCCCGUUAGAUCGCGGAUGGGAAAGUGAAAUCGACGUGCGAUCGCGCGAAAGGAUACUGGAGUUUGAGGAAGAAGACCCAUACCGCCGACGACGGCCACGGCCACGGCCUCCGCCUCCCCAAACGGUCCAGGUGGAAGAGGUCAUCCUUGACGAUGCACCCCCAAAGCGACGCCGAGGACCAGUCGAUUUUUCAGAUCGAGAAAUUGAAGAGGAUGUGGUCAUCCGGCGGAAGGACAAGGGGCCACGACCAGACGACAGUGAUGACGAGGAGAAAAUCGUCAUACGCGAUCGACGUGAAACAAGACGCAGUGUACCUUCGGAUCCCGAGCCCGAAUUAAGAGGAUUGAGAGGUCUUCGGCGAAACGGUAGGCGACGGAUUCCACUGGAUGGAGAGGUUGAGGAAGAGAUCAGUAUUCGGAAAUCGGACAUCCCAUCACGCCAGUCGCCGCUUCAAGUCCACACACCUCGUAUGAAACUACGAUCUCGGAGAGGCGGGCGAAUGUCAGAGGAAGAAAUAAUCCUCACACGCAGUGACAGUGAAGACUCUCUCGCUCCGGAAGACUCAAUAUCUCCAACUAGCGGGCCAUCUCUUGGUUUCAACGAUCCGUGGGAGCGGGAAACAAUUUCACUUCAUCGUCGACCUGUGCCGCUAGAAGACGAUAGCGAUAUAGCUCACAGCCACGAAAUAAGGGCUCCUUCCAUGCGUGAGAUGGAAAAAGACAUAGUGAUUGAGAGCACGCGCGUAGUAGACGAAGGCCCUACAAACACGGAUGGCUGGUCUGUGGUGCAUGCUUCAUCUCAAGACGAAGCCAUUAUGAGCGGAGCUCUGGACGUUGUUGAAGUCAAACCCCGACAUGUGCCACUGGAAGAAGUGGAAACGGGCCGGAUUGCGCAGCAGGUCACGGGCGCGGAUGAAUCGCCAAACGAUCGGUGGACCGAAAUAGCGAAGAGAUUGGUAGUGAGGGAAGCUAUUGAGCAGCUCGGAUUCGAGUAUGAAGAGACCAGAACGUGCUACUACAUCUUCUCGUACCUCAAGCCGGAGGACAUAGAUGAGCUUGUUGAAUUGACCGACGAGAUUCGAAGUGCUCGUCGUAGACGGAUCCAUGACAUCCAGCGGGAGCGCUCUGUGCCUGAUAUCAGGCCUCGCCUUAGACCUCGUGUGGGGAUGCCUCCGAGGGCAUGGUUGAUUGAGAAGCGCAUGCGAGAUAUUCGAGAUCGAGAAUGGAUGAAUUCCCGGUAA